GCAAUGGGGGAGGGCUUGGCAUGCAAUUAUCCCUCUCCAUCCCAAGGCUACAAAUACAAGCCAUAAACGGCGUCACUUUGUGUUGCCAAUUGAGAAAAAGACAAAACCUCUUAAAAGCCUAAAUGCUUCAACAGAUAAAAAAAGAAAAGGGGAAGCCUAGAAUGCUUCUGCAGAUUGAAAAGGGGAAAAAGAAAGGGAUAAGAGGGAGAUGGGGAGACGAUGCCCAUAGCGUAUCGGUCUUAGCCGAUUUCAGCGUUCAUCGGCACUCGAUGCCUCUGCCUCUACCUCCACCAUGGCACCAGUCUGAAACCCCCAAAGCACAGUAACUCGUGCGUGGUCCCUGUUACUUUUCCAUAAUUGCAGGUGGCAGUGGCAAACAGCUGGUAGUGGCGGGCCCAGGUGCGGCGGCUAGGGUUUUUUGUUUCCUUUUUUGGCUGAGAAUUAUUUAGGUGUUGGACUAUUGGAUUUUUUUUUUUUAGGGUUUGGUUUGAUUGGUUUUAUUAUUAUUAUUAUUUGGUAGACCCGGAUAAAUUUGGGCCUCUACAAAGUACUCUUAACUUACAGCCAUGGAAUUUGCUCUGAAUAAGAUUGAUAAACACUGGGACAAUAACAGAAGCCUUAAUCAGCUUAUGAAUGACCUGAAAAGGAAAGUAGUAGAAUUGAAUGGUAUGAAGGAAGAUACUGAUUCUAAAAUGAGCGCAGAGCUGCUGCCAAGAAAGAAACUCAAGAGGGAAGUCCAGAUAUGGUUGGAAAAUGUCGAAAGAAUCAAUGGUGAAGUACAAAGCCUUGACGGACAAAUAGGUGAAAGCAAUUGUUUUACACGUGGAUUUCAUGCAGACAAUGUGUUAAAGAGGACAAGGGAAGUUGAGGAACUUAUUCAACGCGGAAAAUUUCAAGAUGGUUUGGUGGUUGACGAUCCUCAAUUGAUUGGACAGACUUUGUUGACAACAACUUUAUCGGGUGAAGGUGCAAAGGCCUGUGAAGAAGAGAUUUGGCAGUGCUUGAUGGAUGACGAGGUUCGACAGAUUGGCGUUUGGGGGAUGGGCGGUGUGGGGAAAACAAGCAUCAUGAAGCGUAUAAACAGUCGACUCGUAGAAGGGACGGGGAGGUUCAAUAUUGUGAUUUGGACAACUGUAUCCAAGGAGAUGAGUAUUGCUAAACUACAAAAAGACAUUGCAAGUCAAAUUAAAGUAAAUUUUUGUGAUGAUGAAUGUGAAACAAGAAGGGCAGGGAUGCUGUUUGAAAGAUUGUCUGGGAAGAGUAGGUUUGUGGUGAUCUUGGACGAUAUAUGGGAAGAGGUUUCCCUUGAGAAGGUUGGAAUUCCUGAGCCAUCUACUGGGAGUAAAUUAGUCUUGACAACGAGAUCUUUUGAUGUAUGUCGAAAAAUGAAUUGUAGAGAAAUUAAAGUGGAGCCUUUGGUGGAAAAAGAGUCGUGGAAGUUGUUCUCGGAGAAGGUGGGUCGGGAUAUUCUAAAUGUUCCAGGGGUGGAACCAAUCGCAAAAAAGAUCGCUAAGCGUUGUGCGGGUUUGCCCUUGGGAGUAAUUACUGUAGCCUCUUCUAUGAAGAAAGUUGAUGACCUUUGUGAAUGGAGGAAUGCACUAAAGGAACUAAGUGAUCGCAAAAAAAGUGUUAGUGGAUUGGAAGAAGAGGUGUUCCAGCAGUUGCGAUUCAGUUAUGAUCGUUUGAAGGAUCCAAAAAUUCAAGAUUGUUUCCUCAGUUGUGCAUUAUAUCCUGAAGAUUGGACAAUUGAAGAGAGUGAGCUUGUUCAACUUUGGAUUGCAGAAGGGCUUGUGGAAGAAAUGGAUAGCAGGCAGGCAGAGUUUGACAGGGGUCAUGCAAUAAUGAGUAGACUCAUAAGCAAUUGUUUGUUAGAAGUUCUUUUUGACGCUAAGGAUAUAAGAGUGGUAAAGAUGCACGAUCUUGUAAGGGAUAUGGCAUUACGUAUCACAAGUGCAAAACCUCGAUUUUUUGUAAAAGCGGGCAUGGGAUUAAGGGAGCCACCAAAUGUGCAAGAAUGGAGUGAGGAUUUGGAGAAGGUUUCAUUGAUGAGGAAUCGGGAGUUAGAAGUUUUUUAUCCCUUGGGAAUGUUACCACCAAAGUGUCCGAUGCUCACAACAUUGUUGCUGUCUGGUACUGGUAUACAGAGUAUUCCGGAAGGUUUCUUCAGCCAUAUGGAUGGACUCAAGGUUCUUGAUCUUUCUAACAAUUCUAUUGAGAGUCUCCCAAAUUCCAUAUCAAAUUUGAAGAAUCUCACUGCGUUGUUGCUUUAUGCUUGUUUUCGUUUAAAGUAUGUGCCAUCAUUGUCAAAUCUUCGAGCUUUAAAGAAGUUGGAUCUUGGAGGAGUAGAUAUCAAGGAAGUCCCUCAUGGAAUGCAAAACUUGUCGAGCCUCAAGUGCCUAAACCUAUAUUGUUGGAAUAUAGAUGAGAUCCCGAAUGGAAUAUUCCCCAGACCUUCUUGCCUUCAAGAAUUGACUGUUAGUGAUGCGCUCAUAGGUGGGAAAGAGGUUGCUGAGUUGAAGAAAUUGGAAAAGUUUACAGGGCGGUUUUACGACUUACACAACUUGGACAUGUAUGUCCAAGCUUUUCAUGGUCGAGAAGAGCCUCGUGAGUACUUAAUCUUUGUGGGUGAAAGAUGUCCUGAGGACAUUGAUUUAUCAAAAACGAUUGUAUUACAGGUUGGUAGUGUCUAUGCCAAUCAGAUUAUGCUUCCACAUGACAUCGAGGAAUUGAUUGUCUGUGAUUCCUCUUUCGAGUCUCAUGAAGAAGAAUACCCGAUUUUCUCCAGGUUUUUCCUAACUUCAGUUCGCAACUUUCCCUCUCUUAAAAUUCUUCAAAUAAGUAAUGUAAAAUAUACGAAAAGGUUGUUCUCUCUAAACUGUGUGCCGCCAAAUUUAGAAGAGCUUUAUAUUUGGCAUUGUAACCAACUGGAGGAAAUAAUAGCAUCAGAGGAAAGAGGAUGGGUUACCAUGGAAGAUUGUCUUCCACGAUUAAAGAGAAUGAUAUUGCGUUCUUUACCUGAAUUGAAGAGCAUUUGCAGUGUUGAUGCAGUAAUGAUUUGUGGAUCUCUUGAAUAUCUUAAGGUAGACUCUUGUCCGAAAUUAAAAGGACGUCCUCUCCAAACUGUGUGCCGCCAAAUUUAGAACGGCUUGAGGUUUCGAAAUGUAACCAACUGGAGGAAAUAAUAGCAUCAGAGGAAAGAGGAAGGGUUACCAUGGAAUUUUGUCUUCCACGAUUAAAGAAAAUGACAUUGUGUUCUUUACCUGAAUUGAAGAGCAUUUGCAGUGUUGAUGCAGUAAUGAUUUGUGAAUCUCUUGAAUUUCUUGCAGUAGAAUGUUGUUGUAAAUUAAAAAGGAUGCCUUUUAAACUUCCCCAAGUUUGAACCAUCUUCACCACUAAAAGUGGCUAUUCGUCCAAAGCCAAUGGAGUUGUGCGAAUCAAUAGAAUGGGCUGAUCCUGAUUUCAAGUCUUUUCUUAUCCCGAUGUAAUUCCGAACCGUAUUAUUUAUUUCAAUCAAGCCUACGGCCUUUUUAUGAA
Molecule: messenger RNA, 3534 nt
Organism: Gossypium arboreum
Lineage: Eukaryota; Viridiplantae; Streptophyta; Magnoliopsida; Malvales; Malvaceae
Product: probable disease resistance protein At4g27220
Molecular function (GO): protein binding; ADP binding
Source: RefSeq, a predicted model, not a curated record